Tetrahymena thermophila SB210 is the source of this 1824-nucleotide messenger RNA. RefSeq names its product ABC transporter family protein. Gene Ontology annotation, cellular component: membrane. The transcript has 2 exons. NCBI's taxonomy places the organism in Eukaryota, Ciliophora, Oligohymenophorea, Hymenostomatida, Tetrahymenidae. Gene Ontology annotation, molecular function: ABC-type transporter activity; ATP binding; ATP hydrolysis activity. The record is from RefSeq and is a predicted model, not a curated record.
AUGUCUACUGCAUUUAAUGGAGUUGCACUCACAACUGAAAACGAGUAGCAAAUUCAAGUUGUAGAUAAAUUUUUAGAUAAUCUUCAUAAUAAGCAUGGUGUCGAUAUAUCUUUUAGCAACAUUAACUAUAGCAUAAAUACAAAAAGUGGUAAAAGAAAGAUUUUGAAUAAUCUUUCAGGUGUGUGCAAAAGCGGUACAGUGACAGCUAUCUUAGGACCUAGUGGAGGUGGUAAGACAUCAUUGUUAAAUGUUUUGUCUAGAAAAAUCAAAGCCAAUAAGUAGGUAGAACUAUCUGGAGAUGUUAUGGCAAAUGGAUAAACAUUUAGUAAUCAGUAGUUUGCCUAAUUUAGUGGUUAUGUUAUGCAAAAUGAUAUUCUGUUCGAAACUUUAACAGUAAAAGAAUGCCUUCAUUUUGCUGCUGACCUUAAAUUAGAAGGCGAUUAACAUUCAAAAAAUCAUAGAGUCAAAGAGAUGAUCCAUUAACUCAAGCUUGAAAAGUGUUAGAAUACACAAAUUGGCGGACACUUUGUGAGAGGUAUUUCGGGAGGAGAGAGGAAAAGAGUUAAUAUUGGUUAAGAGCUUAUCACUAAUCCUUCAGUCCUUUUCUUAGAUGAGCCUACCAGUGGUUUGGAUUCAUUUACCGCCUAUAUUGUGUGCAGCAUUUUGAAAGAUUUUGCUAAAUAACACAACAAAACAGUUAUUAUGAGUAUCCAUUAGCCUAAUACUGAUAUAUGGAAUCUCUUCGAUCAAGUCUUUCUUUUAAUAUAGGGUAAUUACGUAUAUCAAGGGCCUGUCUCAGAGGCUAUUAGUUAUUUUAGUUCUUUGGGAUUAGUUUGCCCUGUUCACUAAUGUCCUCCUGAUUUCUUUAUGUCUUACAUGACCGCAGGAGAAAGAAAUGAAAAAUUGCAUCCCAAUCUUAUCGAAAAUUAUAAAAAUGUGUUAGCAUAUAAAACUCUAGCUUCACUCUAAACAGUGAGAACCGAUCAAAUAGAAUAUUCAUCACUUUAAACCUCCUUUUGGUAUUAAAUUAAAAAGGUAGCUUCGCGUAACUUAAAGCAGUUGAGAAGAAACCCCCUUAUGGUUCGUUCUCGUUUGGUUUAAACAAUAUUUAUGUCUCUAUUUAUAGGUUUAGUUUAUUUAGAUUAGCCAACCUUACAUAAAAACAGUAGCGUAUAAGAAGCAUAUAAUCGUAAAGGUGUUUUAUUCACUGCUUGUAUGGCUAACUUUAUGGCUUCUCAAAUGGGUGUAGUCCUUAAUUUCCCUUUAGAAAAACCUGUAUUCUUAAGAGAAGAAAAUACAAAAUAUUACUCUACUUUUAGUUAUUUAAUUGGUAAAUUGUGUUUUGAAUGGCUGCUUCUCUUUAUCUUCCCAAUUAUAUAUUCUUCAAUAAUGUAUUUUAUGGUUGGUCUAAACGAUUCUUCAGCUGAUCACUUCUUCUUCUUUGUGCUUAUAUGCAUAUUGAUGGGUUACUGUGGUGCUUCUCUUGGUCUUAUUUCUGGUAGUGCUUUUAAUAGCAUACGUACGAUUACUGCAGUUUAACCAUUGUUCAUGCUUCCUUUUGUUUUAUUUAGUGGUUUCUUUAAAAACAGAAAAGAUUUUGCAGCUUGGAUUGGUUGGAUUGAAUUUCUUUCACCAUUUAAAUAUGGUUUGGAAGCACUUGUAACAAACGAAUUUGAAAAUUUAGAUAGUCCUGUAGAUAUGAUAGCCAUAAAUGACUAUACUAUUGGUAAAUGGAACUGUGCAUUAAUAGUAUUUGGAUUUUUCGUUGGUUUUGUUAUCAUAGCAUCUCUAACUUUACAUGCUAAAAGAGGUACUUUAUAAUGA